CCCUAAAAACCAUACUUCACACAUCCAAACUCCUACACUAGAACAACAAUAAGAUCCCUCCAAAAACUAAAACCUAACACACCUUUUUGAGAAGACAAACAGUUCGGUGAACUAAAACUUUCAUUCUGCACGAAGUCCGAGAAAGGGCCGAACACACCCCUCUUCGAAAGACAAACAGUUCGGUGCACUAAAACUUUCAUUCUGCACGAAGUCCGAGAAAGGGCCGAACACACCCCUUCUUCGAAAGACAAACAGUUCAGUGCACUAAAGCUUUUAUUCUGCACGAAGUCCGAGAAAGGGCCGAACACACCUUCUUCAAAAGACAGACAAUUCGGUGCACUAAAACCUUCAUUCCGCAUGAAGUCCAAGAAAGGGCCGAACACACUUCCUCCGAAAGACAGACAGUUUAGUGUACUAAAACUUUCAUUCUGCACGAAGUCCAAAAGAAAGGGCCGAACACACACCUUCUCCAAAAGACAGACAGUUCAGUACAUUAAAACUUUUAUUUUGCGCAGAGUUUAGAAAAGGACCGAACAGAACACACCAUCUCUCUUCUAUAAUAAGCACAAGAAAGUCAUCAUAACAACACACAAAAAGUUCCAUUUGCUUUCUCUCCGUCUCCUUAGCCUCUUCUCUUGGGGGACUUCCCUAUUUUUUCUCCCUUUUAUCCUCACUUACAUUCACUUACUAAGUAAAAAAAAUCCAAAAGAAAUUCAAGAAACACUUUCUUGUGCUUCUCCUAAUUAUAUAUAUAUUGUCACCAUCUUUAUAUGUUUUUGUCCCUUAUUAUAUUUGUUUGACUCUUCAUAUGGGAGCUAAUUAAACAUUAUUUUCUACUAGUACUAACUACUUAUAAUUAUAUUUUUCAUUUCAAGAAAACCCUUAUAUUACUUAGUCUAUCUAUCUAGCUUGUUCUAAGUUAUUUUUCUGUCACUUUCUUUAUAUAUAGUAGUAGCAGAUUUUCUUGAAGAUUAUUAGUCAGAAAAAGAGAGAAGACUCUUUUUAGCAAAAGGAAAAAAGGGUGUAAUAGUAUUAUUUCACCAAACAACAAAUAUUCAACAACAAAAUCAGGUCUCUUAAGUGAAGCAAAACAUCAAGGAAAACAACACAAGAAGCUAGCUAUCAUCAAUGUCAUCUUCCUCUUCACUAUCGUCAAAUUCUCCUUGCGCGGCCUGCAAAUUCCUGCGUAGAAAAUGCCAGCCAGAAUGUACGUUCGCGCCCUACUUCCCUCCUGAUCAACCUCAAAAAUUCGCGAAUGUUCAUAAGGUGUUUGGUGCUAGUAAUGUGACCAAAUUGCUUAACGAAUUACAGCCUCAUCAACGUGAAGAUGCUGUAAAUUCGUUAGCAUAUGAAGCUGAUAUGAGGCUACGUGAUCCUGUUUAUGGUUGUGUUGGUGUUAUUUCACUCCUUCAACAUCAACUUAGGCAACUUCAAAUGGACCUUAGUUGUGCUAAAUCUGAACUUUCCAAGUACCAAAACCUAGGAGGUAUUGCUAGUACUACAACUCAUGGACUCUUAGCAGCCGCAGCUGCUGCAGCCGCGAAUCACCACCACCAACAAUUCAACUUCAUGUCUGGAGGUGGUGGUGGCGGUGGCGGUGGUGGGAGAGAUCAUUCCCACCACCUUUACCACCAUCAGUUCUUUCCUCGGGAUCAGCAACAACAACAACAACAACACAUGUUUCGAGCAUUUGAAGGUCAUGGAAGUAACAACUUUGACGCGAGUAGCCUUCUUAUAGGCCAGCUGAGCCAGUUCCAGCAGCCUAGGGCUGCUAGAGCUGAUGGCCGGCGUACGCCGGUAGAUCCAUCUUAGGUAAUUUAGGUUACAUAUGAGUACUUUAUUACAUUAAGCAUGAUGGAAUUAUGAUGGCUAAUACUUGUUAAUUAGCCCAUGCACUAAAGUUUAUUAUCAACUACUAUAACUAUUUUUGAGAGACCUAAUAUUGCGUCAACUUUAAUGUUCUCUAAUGUUUACUAUGAUUUUGUGUGUGUUAUUAAUUAAUCUAAUAUCUUAGACUAUACUUCUU
Molecule: messenger RNA, 2026 nt
Organism: Capsicum annuum
Lineage: Eukaryota; Viridiplantae; Streptophyta; Magnoliopsida; Solanales; Solanaceae
Product: protein ASYMMETRIC LEAVES 2
Exons: 4
Coding region: 1129-1812 (227 amino acids)
Source: RefSeq, a predicted model, not a curated record